AUGACAGAUAAAAGAAUUAGGGUUAGUUGGAAGUCGGAAUUGGUGGACAAAACUUUUUUGGAAGCAUGUAUACAAGAAUUAACAAGCAAUGGCCGGGAGGGUAGUGGCCUAAAAGCAAGCUCAUGGGUUGUGGUCGCGGAGAAAUUGAAAACAGAUCAUAAUUUUGUUGUCGAGAAAAAACAAAUGAAAAACCGAUACGACUAUUUAAAAGCAAAAUAUGCAGUGUGGUUAAAACUUAAAAACAAAACAGGAAAUAUUUAUGAUCCUGUAACGAAUUCUUUUAACAUGACUAAUGAAGAAUUGGAAGCAGAAGCGAAGUUGAACAAGUAUGUAGAUAAGCUGAGAAAUGCACCCCUCCCUUGCCCUAAACUUUGUACCCAACUAUUUGAAGGGGCGACCUCGACUGGUGUUCACAGUUGGGGGCCAUCUUCGACACUACCUCAUCCUAACGAAACCUUCAGUACACAUGAUUUUGAGGAUACAGAGAUGGAAGAGCCAACACCUCAUGCAGAUACCCCAAGCUCAACAGUACCUCAACCUACUAGUGAGGAAUCAUCUGGGCGGACAAAAAACAAGGGGGCAAACGAAAUGGCUGCACAAGCAUUCACAGAAGCAAAUAAUCUUGACAAGGAGAUGGAUGCUUGUAUGGCAAAGUUGACAAGCUUAGAGUGGGGAGAAUAUGAUCCGAAAUACACCACUGCUCUUAUGUUAUUUGCUGAAAGUGCUGAUAAAUAUUACCUUUGUGAUGUCGCAUACACCAACACCCGUGGAUUUAUGGCUCCAUACCGUAAUACUAGGUAUUGGUUAGCUGAUUUUCGAAGAAACAGAGCUUUAACAAAGAAAGAAAGGUUCAAUCAUGCUCAUGCACAACUUAGAAAUAUCAUUGAACGUGUUUAUGGUAUAUUGAAGGCGAGAUUUCCAAUUUUAAAACAAAUGGCUCCUUAUCCUUUUCCAGUGCAAAGAGACAUAGUCUGA
Molecule: messenger RNA, 975 nt
Organism: Lactuca sativa (garden lettuce)
Lineage: Eukaryota; Viridiplantae; Streptophyta; Magnoliopsida; Asterales; Asteraceae
Source: RefSeq, a predicted model, not a curated record